Lacerta agilis (Sand lizard) is the source of this 3425-nucleotide messenger RNA. RefSeq names its product SUMO specific peptidase 7 (gene SENP7). Gene Ontology annotation, biological process: protein desumoylation. Gene Ontology annotation, molecular function: SUMO-specific endopeptidase activity. Gene Ontology annotation, cellular component: nucleus; cytoplasm. The transcript is spliced from 24 exons. The record is from RefSeq and is a predicted model, not a curated record. NCBI's taxonomy places the organism in Eukaryota, Metazoa, Chordata, Lepidosauria, Squamata, Lacertidae. The coding region runs from base 129 to 3299 and encodes 1056 amino acids.
AAGCGGCGGGGCGGCGCCUGUGCCGGAAGUGCGCAGGGGAGGCCAAGCGGCUCCCGGCGCCACUCCGGAUCAACAAAGCCGAGCGCGCUCGGAGGGGUAGCGUGGCCUUUUCGUGGCCAGCAGCAACUAUGGAGGGACAUGGAAAAAAUUCAUCAUCAGGUCAGCCUAAAUAUCGAAUACCAAAGAAGAAAUCCUCACAGUCAGAUGAUGUCCAUGUUCAGUCCCCACUGUCAAGACUUUCCCACCCGUGGGAUCGCACAUUGCAAGAGUGGACAUCAAGGUCUAAAAAUAACAAUUUUAACGCAAACUGGAGAAGAAAAAGACCUUUUGAGAAACGUUACAUCGAUGAUGAAGGACCAGCAUUUGGGCAACCCAAAGUUAUCUUGACGAAUGUCCUGAAGACGGAAAUAGGAAGAAAAUACAUAAAGACACAACUUAUAACUGAUAUAACUCAUGGUGUCCAGUUGCAGUCAGAUCAACAAACCUCACCAUCUGUUGACAGUGUAGAGAUACGGCAAAUACUAAGUCCUCUUCAGCAAAACCUUUUUAUAUCUAGAAGGCAACCCAAAGUUACCUUGACAGAUGUUCUGAGGACGAAAACAGGAAGAAAAUACAUUCAAAGGCACCUUUUAACUCAUCCUAAUCUAUCUGAUGCUAACAAGUUGCAAUCAGAUGAACAGACCUCCUCAACCAUUGCCAGCCUAGAGUCAUUUCAAAAAAUAAGCUCUCAAGAAAGCCGUAUUUUACCUAAAAGGCAUGGGACAUCUCAACGAAGGCCGAAUGACCAGAAACCAUAUAAAGAUGCAGAAACUCAUAACACUUUUUUGCCUUUAAAAAGAUGUGACGUGAUUCUAGAAGACUGCAACAUAAAGAAUAAAGAAAGAGAUCGGCCAGAGAAAACAAGAAAAGAUUCCAAGAAUCUCUAUCCAGGUUGGAGGGAAGCAAGCUUUCAAAACACUGAGAGCAGAAAAAGGAGUGAUGUUUUCUCAAAUCAACGGAACAUAUAUUCCUCACCAAAAUCAACACUACCAAGUAAAGAACAGAGAACAGAACCAGUUCAGUUACCUGGCUGCAGGAGCUCAGGUGAGAAUUGCCAGAGUCAUACGCACAGUCCUCAGCAGGAAAAUAUUCCCCAACCAUUGGAAACGGACUGUAGUGAAGCAUUUGCCAGCACUAAUGAGAACACUGCUGCUCACUGUCCAGGGGGAAAAUGGUCCUACUCUUUUCCCAAGAGAAAGCAGCCUUCUGUCACCAGCAAGGAUGAGCAGGUUUCCCCACUCCUCAGCUCUGCUCAGAAGAAGACAGCGAAUACAACUCUACCUCCCAAAGAGCCUUUGAAUAGACCUGAAAGGAAUAAAAAGUCGGCUGAUUCAGCUGAACCAAUUGUGCUUUCUAGUGAUGAAGAAGAGGGACAUGCAGAGACAGAAGAUCCAGAGAGAGACCUGCAGAAUGGGGAAAGCCUCAAACCUGAGGAGAAGCAAAUGGAACAAGAAGCUGUGUUACCAUUGUCAGAAGGGCAGCUGUCACAGGUUGCAGCUGAAAGUGAAACAGAACAGGUUUCAGCUGAACCAAUUCAACCGUGCUCCUCUGCAGAUCGUAGCACCUUCGGUGAUCAGAUGGGUCUUGCCUUAGAUAUAAAUUUUGAUAUGAUUUAUAUUGGAAAAUAUAAAGGAAAAGCAACAGGUUGUGCCAGAUUUACCGUCAGCUACAUUCAGAUCCCAUUUGAAGUGGCUCAUAAGAAGAUUGAACUGUCAGUGGAUUCCAUGCACUUAAGAAUGUUUGGGCUGUGGAUGAAAAAAGAUCCUUCAACUUCAAGGAGCUGCAAUACCAUUUUCCUUUGGCUGACAUCAGAUUAUGUGGAGCAGAUUGAAAAACAAAUUGGAACGCUUAUAUUAAAUAAGCAAGCGAAGAAUGCCGAGUUUGUUUUUAUUGAGCUGCCUCAGCUGCUCACAGAAGAUGAUCAGGUCAUACUGAAAAAUAUAAUUGUGGAAGUGAGCAAGAAGAAUGCCUCUCCAGACCUCUGUGACUUCUUACAGUGGGAGGACGCUGUUCUGUUUCUUAAAGAAAUCCCACGUGAAGAAAACGCCUUCCUUGAUCAGUGCUAUGAAUCAUCCCAGCAGCACUUACAGAAGGACAACACUUCAGUUCUGGUGGAGCCACCCCCUCCGGAAUCAAAACCAAGCCUCAACAAGCCCAGUUACAUGCUUCUGCAGAAGCGAAAUAAUGGUCAAUAUUCCUUUUCUAUCACUUCCGUGCAGAAGAAUGAGUGGAAAGAGUUGCAAGCGACUGGACCUGUUCGGAACUUGAUCGUUUACCCUCCCCCACCGGCCAAAGGGGGACUGGGCGUCACAAGAGAAGAUUUGGAGUGUUUAGAGUAUGGAGAAUUCCUCAAUGAUGUGAUCAUUGACUUUUACCUUAAGUAUCUGUUGUUGGAAAAAGCCCCCAAAGAACUUGCUGAGAGGUCCCAUAUAUUUAGCAGCUUCUUCUAUAAGUGCCUGACAAGGACAGAGGCAAGCACUGAAGAAAACCCAAAUCUUUCAAUAGCACAAAGAAGACACGGAAGAGUAAAAAGAUGGACUCGACAUGUAAACAUUUUUAGUAAAGACUACAUUUUUGUGCCUGUGAAUGAAGAGUCUCAUUGGUACAUUGCAGUUAUUUGCUUCCCUUGGCUGGAAGAAGUUGUGUAUGAGGAUUGUCCAGAUCAAGGGUCACUGCAGUCAUGCUCCCAGCAAUCUCCACGUCAGCCAGAAUUUAAACAUGACACUGUUAGAACAGAAACAGUUUUGGUCUUCAAUGAUACCAGGACUGAUAAAGAGCAGCAAGACUUAAAUAGAAACCUACAGCCCAAAGAUAAUGUUCAGCAGGCAACUGUGUCCCCAGGAUUGGAUCACAAAGCUCUCAAAAGCUCCUCAAGCGCUUCUAAAAUUAAGAAAAUUUGCAAAAGGCCAUGUAUCCUCAUCUUAGAUUCCCUAAAGGCGAGUUCUGUGCAGAAUACAGUUCAGGUCUUGAGAGAGUAUCUAGAAGCAGAGUGCGAAGCAAAACGCACAUUUCGUGUGUUCGACAAAUCAACAAUGGUGGAUUUCUGUCCGAGAGUCCCCAAGCAGAAUAACAAUAGCGACUGUGGAGUAUAUUUACUCCAGUAUGUGGAAACUUUCUUCCAGAAUCCUAUUGUUAACUUUGAACUUCCAAUACACCUGGAGCGGUGGUUCCCUCGCCAGAUGGUGAGAAGCAAGCGGGAAGAAAUUAGAGACUUAGUCUUGCAGCUUCACUUGCAGCAGCAGAGUGGCACCAAAAGCUAGCCUGAAUUUCCUUCCGAUUUUGCAAAAGAACUUUGUCCCAGACGUACUGGAAAUCCGGUCGGCAGCAUUUGUGCUUCCAUUCUUACAGAGAAGAAAAACUGCAGAUAAAAUUGUGUGCAUUUUAUA